AUCUUCAUUGACACUCAUCUCAACUCGUAAAGAACAUGGAUGCCAUGAAGGAAGAGGACAUCUAUGACUUUCUACCAGAGCAUUUGACUACAGACAUGAAGGAAGAGGACAUCUAUGACUUUCUACCAGAGCAUUUGUCUGCAGACAUGAAGGGUAGUAGUACUUGGACACUAACAUGCAAAGAAGAACCGUGUUUGUUGCAUGAAAUUAAAGGAGAGAAGUUUCAAGUCAUGGAAUUAAGCGGUCAUGAGAGCACUUCUACAACUCAACCAUCAGCUCCAUCACAGCAGGCAGCAUCUCUGAAGGCGAUUAAAGAAGAGGACAUUUAUGAUUUCCUCCCAGAGUAUUUGUACAGAACUAAGGAGGAAGAGAAUGAAACAGACACAUUGGACAUGAAAGAAGAAGACUUGGACAUGAAAAAGGAACCAGAGUCUUCUCGAAUGGAACACAAUGCACACGUGACUCCAUCAGGUGAACUCCAGGCAGCUCAUAAUAACGCAUACCAACACCAGUGUGCCACAUGUGGGAAAGGAUUUGCAUUGAAGGCAUAUCUCAAAGAACACCAGAGAAUCCAUACUGGAGAAAGGCCUUACCAGUGUGCCACAUGUGGAAAGGGAUUUGCAUUGAAGGCAUAUCUCAAAAAACACCAGAGAUUUCAUACUAGGGAAAGGUCUUACCAGUGUAAUACAUGUGGAAAAGUCUUUACACAGAAAGGUAACCUUAUCACCCAUCAGAAAAGCCAUACUGGGGAAAGGCCUUACCAGUGUGCCACAUGUGGAAAGGGAUUUGCAUUGAAGGCAUAUCUCAAAAAACACCAGAGAUUUCAUACUAGGGAAAGGUCUUACCAGUGUAAUACAUGUGGAAAAGUCUUUAAACAGAAAGGUGACCUCAUCACCCAUCAGAGAAGCCAUACUGGGGAAAGGCCUUACCAGUGUGCCACAUGUGGAAAAGGCUUUACACAGAAAGGUAACAUCAUCAGGCAUCAGAGAAUCCAUACUGGGGAAAGGCCUUACCAGUGUGUCACAUGUGGAAAAGGCUUUACACAGAAAGGUGACCUCGUGACCCAUCAGAGAAUCCAUAAUGGGGAAAAACCAUUUCAGUGUUCAACAUGCGGUACAGCCUUUUCACACAGCAGCUCUUUAUCUAAUCACCAGAGAAUCCAUACUGGGGAAAGGCCCUACCAGUGUGCUACAUGUGGAAAAGGCUUUAACCAGAAAUUUGCCCUCAGCCAGCACCAGAGAAUCCAUACUGGAGAAAAGCCUCACCAGUGUACUACAUGUGGAAAAGACUUUGCCAGGAAAUGUGACCUCAUCAAGCAUCAGAGAAUCCAUACUAGAGAAUAACCAUUUCAGUGCUCAACAUGCGGAGCAGCCUUUUCACGACGCACCUCUUUAGCUGAUCACCAGAGAAUCCAUACAGGGGAAAGGCCAUACCAGUGUGCUACAUGUGGAAGAGUCUUCGUCAGGAAAAGUGACCUCAUCAAGCAUCAGAGAAAAGCCUUACCAGUG
Molecule: messenger RNA, 1508 nt
Organism: Engraulis encrasicolus (European anchovy)
Lineage: Eukaryota; Metazoa; Chordata; Actinopteri; Clupeiformes; Engraulidae
Product: zinc finger protein OZF-like
Exons: 2
Coding region: 36-1343 (435 amino acids)
Biological process (GO): regulation of transcription by RNA polymerase II
Cellular component (GO): chromatin; transcription regulator complex; PcG protein complex
Molecular function (GO): DNA-binding transcription factor activity, RNA polymerase II-specific; RNA polymerase II cis-regulatory region sequence-specific DNA binding
Source: RefSeq, a predicted model, not a curated record